GAGCUUUCUGCAUCAGAGCAUGGCUCAAUACCAGUUACACCAGCAUCACUAAUAAGAGGUCACUCCGAAAGAGGGCACGGAUAUUCCUGAGAAGCCGGAGUCUGAUUGCCUGGAGUCGGAUUGCAUCGAAGACCAAAUCGACCCCAGUGAGAUUCAACUCCACGUUCCAGCUUCUCACACCAUGGAGUUCCUGCGUUCUUUCAGCUCCGCCUCUUCCUGUCCCGACAUCUACAACAGCACCAGCAGCAGUCUCAUCCUGGAUCAUUACAACUUCACCGGACGCCUCCAACAUCGCAAGCCCUCGAAGAAGGGCGUGAACGCCAUCACCAUCCUGUUCCUGUGCUUCAGCAUCUUCAUCAUCCUGGAGAACCUCAUGGUGCUGCUGGCCGUGCUGUUCGGCGUCCGUUUGCGCCAUCGCUGGAUAUUCAUCUGCAUCGCCAACAUCGCGCUGAGCGACUUGCUGACGGGAUCCGCCUAUGUGGUCAACAUCUGCAUGUCCGGCGACCGCACCUUCAGGCUAAGCCCAGUUCUGUGGUUAAUCCGCGAAGGACUUUUGUUUGUAGCCUUGGCGGCGUCCAUAUUCAGCCUGCUCUUGAUCGCAGUGGAGCGCUACGCCACUAUGAUGAAGCCCGUCCACCAGAAAACCGCCACAAAGACUUACCGAAUCUACAUAAUGGUGCUGCUCUGCUGGGUAACAGCACUCAUAAUCGGAUUCCUUCCGCUGAUGGGCUGGAACUGUGUUUGCGCCCUGAGAAGUUGCUCCACGCUGCUGCCGCUCUACUCCAAGAGCUACAUCUUGUUCGCCCUGGUCAUCUUCUUCAUAAUCCUGCUCACAAUCGGCGCUCUCUAUUUCGCCAUCUACUGUCACGUCCGCAGUAGCACCGAGACCAUAUCCGUGCGCAGCCGCAAGCGUUCGCUGCGCCUCCUGAAGGCCGUCAUCUCCAUCGUUGGAGUCUUCAUGGUGUGCUGGGGUCCUUUGUUCAUCCUCCUGUUGGUGGACUUCUUCUGCAACUCUCGUAAUUGCAGCACGCUCUUCAAUCCCGAAUGGGUCAUCGCCAUGGCCGUGCUCAACUCGGCCAUGAACCCGCUCAUUUACUCAUUUGGCAGCCUGGAGUUACGCAAAGCCAUCGCGACGCUCCUGUGCUGCUGCUGUCUGAAGGCGGGACUGUGCGACCCCAAGACCUUCAUGUCCAAUGAGACUUCCAGCACCUCCGGGAGUCGACAUAGCAGUCUGCGCAACAGCUUCAGCAAGGUGCGAAACCUGAGCACCAGCCCUCAGCCCGAACCCAAGAACAGCAAGAAAACACGCCUCAGCUCCACCACUUCUUGUUUAUCCGCAUCGAGCGGUUAAGCCGCGGUGGGCAGGUGAGUUUCACCCUCGCCACAGGAACUGCACCGCCUCAAACACACCAUCGUUGUGGCUUCAGUGGCGUUUCACUCUUUGCGGAUCAGAAGUCAGCAGGUGUGAGUUUCAAUGCUGAUGGACAAAUGCAGAAAGGACUGUAAAAGUGAGCAGCUGUGCAACAAAAACAUAAAAUCCAUUAAAAAAAACAUCACUUGAAUGCAUUUCUGUACGACAUUUGAGCCGAAUGCGAAGGAAAGCAAUCAGAACUGUAAAAUACUCAAAUGCAAACUGCCUUCUGUUGUUGUUUUCUACGAGAAUGUACAAGUAAUAUAAAUGCUAUAAUUUAAAAGUUAAAAAGUAUAUUUUCAUAUAAAGGGAAUUUUUAUAUUUUAAACAUGCACUUUUGAAACGGUUU
Sinocyclocheilus anshuiensis is the source of this 1760-nucleotide messenger RNA. Its product is annotated as sphingosine 1-phosphate receptor 4-like. The record is from RefSeq and is a predicted model, not a curated record. Gene Ontology annotation, cellular component: membrane. The transcript is spliced from 2 exons. Bases 182 to 1351 code for a protein of 389 amino acids. Gene Ontology annotation, molecular function: sphingosine-1-phosphate receptor activity. Lineage: Eukaryota; Metazoa; Chordata; Actinopteri; Cypriniformes; Cyprinidae. Gene Ontology annotation, biological process: G protein-coupled receptor signaling pathway.